Messenger RNA from Dermacentor albipictus, 2244 nucleotides. RefSeq names its product programmed cell death protein 10 Ccm3 (gene Ccm3). Gene Ontology annotation, cellular component: FAR/SIP/STRIPAK complex. Gene Ontology annotation, biological process: positive regulation of MAP kinase activity; regulation of Golgi organization. Gene Ontology annotation, molecular function: protein kinase binding. NCBI's taxonomy places the organism in Eukaryota, Metazoa, Arthropoda, Arachnida, Ixodida, Ixodidae. The record is from RefSeq and is a predicted model, not a curated record.
GACGCGCCGAAAGUGACAAGUGGCGAUGUUAAUCGGGCCAGCAGCGUAGGUCGUCGGCAAAACUUCAGCUGAUCGUGAAAUCGAUCUCGCUUUCUUCGGCGUGUCAUCGGGUCCAGAGCACAACACCCGAAGCAUGACAAUGGGAGAAGAGUCUCCUGUCUCGUCCCUCGUGCUUCCAGUGCUGAUCCGUCCUAUAUUGGACAAAUUGGAAAGAAAAGAUCUAGGGGCAGCCCAAACUUUAAAAGGAGCCGUCACCAAGGUUGAAGUGGAACAUCCUGGUUUUUUAUAUGACCUUGUGAUGGGACUGAUUAAAGAGACUGACGUUUCCGUGAAUGUUACGGAAUGCUUGCUGAAACUUCAAGGGUCGAUUCCUGACAAUGAAGACCUAAAGUGCUCUAGGACAGAGGAUGCCUUCCAAGAAUUCAACCGGCGUGCAUCAUACCUUAAGAAAGUUCUCAGUCGUAUCCCUGAUGAAAUCAAUGAUCGCAAGACAUUCUUGGACACAAUUAAGGAGAUCGCCAGUGCAAUCAAGAAAUUGUUGGAUGCUGUUAAUGAUGUUUCUACCUAUAUUCCAUCUCCAUACAGGAAGCAGGCAUUGGAACAUCGGAAACGGGAGUUUGUAAAGUACUCUAAGCGCUUCAGUAACACUCUAAAGGAAUUCUUCAAGGAGGGGCAAGUACAGGCAGUUUUCGUGAGUGCAGUGUACCUCAUCUACCAAACAAACCACAUUAUGGUCACCGUCAAGAAUGAAUGUGACUGAGGGCAAAUUUUGAGGAUUGCUUUCCGAACGCUGGUAAGACGUCAGCUACAUGGUCCACAUGGAUGUCUAGGAAGUAGUGUUGGGUGCCAGGGAUCAGUUGUGCAGUCAUGGCUGACGGUGACAGUGCCUACAUCCCAUCAGUACUGUGGCUGAAACCCGAUUGUGGUGUUGCAUUCGCAUUUGCACUGGAUAGUGGAGCUACAGGGAGGGACACUAACAAGAGCUUUUCCAUAAGCAUGAAUGUGUGAUAUAACACCGACAUUGUGGCAGUGGGUCUUGUCUCGCUCGCCUACCUUUCUUUGGUUGUGAACGCAUGCAUUUUCAUUUAAUUUGUGCAUUAGCAAACCUAAUCAGAUGGAACUGGCAUUACCUGCUCACUCGGUACCUCCUUUAUUAAAUAAAGUUUUCUAGAAGUUGUGUAUCUAGAGCAAGCAAUUGUAAACAAGAAUUGUUUUAAGGAGUUACAUUUAGCAUUGAGUGAACAUAUAUAUUUUGUUGACAGUUACAGUUGUAUGAACUGAUUUUCACAAGGAACUAACCAUUUGCUCUUUUGGAACGUUAGUUUUGCUAGGACAGAAAUUCGUAAAUGUUGAAAAGGGUUUAGAGCAAGUGGAAUGAAAAAAAGAAAACAGAGCAACAUGACAGAUGUCAUGGGUGCCUGUUCCUUAAGCAUAUCCGACAGGCUCCACCUGCCAACUAGCUGUUUCUGUGCAGUUAACUGCAGAGCAUGUUGCUUGUAGUAGCUUAAGUAUACCGACACUUCUUUAAUUAGUGAAAGUUCCCUUUCAUUGAAACCUGUGAAUGCAUGGAGUUACCCUGGUCAGCAAUUUCACUAAAGGAAUAUGUUGGUGCAAGUCUUCUAAAUGCGACAGUUGUAAUAUGUUCUCACUAUUCAAAUGCACAUGAUCAACUUUUGAGUGUUCUUCCUGGAAAUUUGCUUGCAUGUGUAAUUGAUUCUUGAAUAAUACACUUUCCAGUGUGGCCAAUGUAAUUUUUUUAUCUUACAAGGGCAAAAACAAAGCAUCUCCUGUGAAAGGGAGAAACAGGUCAUCAUUGCACACAACAGAGCAAUAGCUUGCAGACAGAGUUGUGGAAACUCAAGUUAAUUUCUUGUUUGCCAAAAUUGCUUUUAUGAUUCCCUGUGGUCUCGUAGAACAGGUAAAGAGUAACAAUAAACAAACUCAUAUGUGCUGAAUAUAGGGGCAGUUUAUUUUCUUUUUUUAAAACUCAGCUACGCAAGCUUUAAAGCGCAGCUCUAAUGCAGUGAGGCAUUUUGUACUGUGACAGUGCAAGUGCAACUAUGCAACACAUAUUGACUGUACUAGCAUUAUUUUUUAUCACCAGUGUGUUCACAUGAGAUGUGGCAUGCAUUGUUUAUCUUUCCUCCCGGUUGUCUGUUGACUGCAUGGUCCAUGCAGAUGUUGCAUGUUGUCGUCUCUUCAGAUGGAUGUGACAUUAUUAAAGAAAAUACUUUUACCUAUGUA